AUGCUUCGACAAUUAAUAACAAAAUGUAUUUAUUUUAAUAAAUAUAAGGCAACAAAUAUAUUAUAUAAAUCGUAUACAAAUUACAAGUUUUUAAAAGAACUUGGAAUUUAUGCAGAAAAUGCUGGUUUAUUUGAUGGAAAUUGGAGUGGAACCGGAAAAAUUGCUGAAUCUAUAUCACCAUCAACUGAAAACGUAAUAGCAAAAGUUCAGCAGUCUACUGUAGAAGAAGUACAUAGUGCAAUUGAUAAAAUUUAUGAUUGUUGGCCGAAUUGGGCUGCUUUGCCAUCUCCAAUGCGAGGUGACAUAGUACGCCAAAUUGGAAAUGAAAUACGAAAAUUUAAAAUUCCAUUAGCCAAAUUAAUUUCUCUGGAAAUGGGUAAACCUAUGUUAGAGAGUACCGGCGAAGUACAAGAAUAUAUAGAUAUUUGCGAUUAUGCUGUUGGAUUAUCACGAAUGCUACCAGGAAAACUUUUGCCAUCGGAGAGACAAGAUCAUACUCUUUUAGAAAUGUGGAAUCCAUUAGGUGUUAUUGGUAUCAUAACUGCUUUCAACUUUCCUGUCGCUGUUUUUGGAUGGAAUAGUGCGAUAGCUAUGAUAUGUGGAAAUGCAUCCAUUUGGAAAUGUUCACCAACAACUCCUUUAAUCUCUAUAGCUAUAACUAAAAUUAUAGCAAGAGUAUUAGAUAAAAAUAGAAUCCCUGGUUCAAUUGUUUCUCUUGUUACUGGAGAUGCGAAUAUAGGCGAUGCCGUAGUUACAAAUAGAAGAAUACCAUUAAUUUCAUUCACGGGAAGUGUAACAAAUGGAAAACAAGUAGCUCUAAAAGUUCAAGAAAGAUUUGGAAAAAUUUUACUUGAACUAGGAGGAAAUAAUGCUAUGAUUGUUUCAGAUAGCGCGAAUAUGGACAUGGCCGUAAAAGCAGCAACUUUUUCUUGUAUCGGUACAUCAGGUCAACGUUGUACCACAACUAGACGAUUAAUUCUGCAUAAAAAUCUAAAAAAGGAAUUCAUAGAAAAAUUAAAAAAAUCAUAUAGUAUUGUUUUAAAUGCAAUUGGAGAUCCUUUAAAAGAAACAACUUUAUAUUCUCCAUUACAUAGUCAAUGUUCUAUUAAUGCAUAUGAGAAUACUAUAAGUAAAGCAAUUAAAAAUGGAGGAGUCAUAGAAUUUGGAGGAAAACGUAUGGAUAGAAAGGGCUUUUAUGUUGAACCAACAAUUAUAUCUGGCCUAAAAGUAGAUGAUGAUAUUGCACAAACAGAAACUUUUGCGCCUAUAGUUUAUGUAUUUGAAGUUAAUUCAUUAGAUGAAGCAAUAACAAUAAAUAAUUCAGUUAGUCAAGGUUUAAGUAGCUCUUUAUUUACAGAUAAUAUACAACAUUUAUUUAAAUGGAUUGGACCAAAUGGUUCAGAUUGCGGAAUUGUAAAUGUUAAUAUAGGAACUAGUGGAGCAGAAAUAGGAGGUGCAUUUGGCGGAGAAAAAUCGACUGGCGGAGGCCGUGAAAGUGGAAGUGAUUCUUGGAAAUAUUACAUGAGACGAUCAACUGUAACAAUUAAUUAUGGACAAACUUUACCAUUAGCUCAAGGAUUAAAAUUUGAGAUUUAA
Messenger RNA from Ceratosolen solmsi marchali, 1596 nucleotides. It is a transcript of the gene Aldh7A1, whose product is annotated as aldehyde dehydrogenase 7 family member A1. The transcript is spliced from 10 exons. The coding region runs from base 1 to 1596 and encodes 531 amino acids. Gene Ontology annotation, molecular function: aldehyde dehydrogenase (NAD+) activity. The record is from RefSeq and is a predicted model, not a curated record. Lineage: Eukaryota; Metazoa; Arthropoda; Insecta; Hymenoptera; Agaonidae.